This is a messenger RNA of Peromyscus eremicus (cactus mouse), 3961 nucleotides long. RefSeq names its product histone deacetylase 7 (gene Hdac7). Gene Ontology annotation, molecular function: histone deacetylase activity. The record is from RefSeq and is a predicted model, not a curated record. Gene Ontology annotation, biological process: chromatin organization; negative regulation of transcription by RNA polymerase II. NCBI's taxonomy places the organism in Eukaryota, Metazoa, Chordata, Mammalia, Rodentia, Cricetidae. The transcript has 24 exons. The coding region runs from base 42 to 2903 and encodes 953 amino acids. Gene Ontology annotation, cellular component: histone deacetylase complex.
CCGCCCUCCGGCCAGACACGCCAGGCUCUCAGUCCCAGCCCAUGGAUCUGCGAGUGGGCCAGAGGCCCCCAGUGGAGCCCCCGCCGGAGCCCGCGCUGCUGGCCCUGCAGCAUCCCCAGCGCCUGCACCGCCGUCUCUUCCUGGCGGGCCUGCAACAGCCACAGCGCCCAGCGGAGCCCAUGAGGCUCCCAAUGGACGCACCCAUGCCGGAGCUGCAGGGGGGCCCGCAGGAGCAGGAGCUGCGGCAACUUCUCAAUAAAGACAAGAGCAAGCGAAGUGCGGUAGCCAGCAGUGUGGUCAAGCAGAAGCUGGCUGAGGUGAUCCUGAAGAAGCAGCAGGCGGCCCUUGAGAGAACAGUCCAUCCCAGCAGCCCCAGUAUUCCCUACAGAACUCUUGAGCCCUUGGAUACAGAGGGUGCUGCCCGCUCCAUGCUUAGCAGCUUCCUGCCUCCAGUGACCAGCCUGCCCACUGAAGCCCCGGAACACUUUCCCCUGCGUAAAACAGUGUCUGAGCCCAACCUGAAGCUGCGCUAUAAGCCCAAGAAAUCCCUGGAGCGGCGCAAGAAUCCCCUGCUUAGAAAGGAGAGUGCCCCGCCCAGCCUUCGGCGGCGGCCUGCGGAGACCCUUGGAGAUUCCUCCCCCAGUAGCAGCAGUACACCAGCCUCGGGGUGCAGCUCCCCCAAUGACAGCGAGCAUGGCCCCAACCCCGCCCUGGGCUCAGAGGCGCUCUUGGGCCAGCGGCUGCGGCUGCAGGAGACUUCUCUGGCCCCGUUCGCUUUGCCGACCAUGUCCUUGCUGCCCGCAAUCACACUGGGGCUGCCUGCCCCUGCCAGGGCUGAUGGUGACCGCAGGACCCAUUCGACUUUGGGCCCUCGGGGUCCUGUCCUGGGGAACACCCAUGCUCCGCUUUUCCUGCACCAUGGUCUGGAGCCAGAGGCUGGGAGCACCUUACCCUCUCGCCUGCAGCCCAUUCUCCUGCUGGAUCCCUCAGUCUCCCAUACCCCACUGUGGACUGUGCCUGGGCUUGGGCCCUUGCCCUUCCAUUUUGCCCAGCCCUUACUGACCACCGAGCGGCUCUCUGGGUCAGGCCUCCACCGGCCACUUAACCGGACCCGCUCAGAGCCCCUGCCCCCCAGCGCCACUGCCUCCCCUCUGCUGGGUCCCCUGCAGCCCCGCCAGGAUCGGCUCAAACCUCAUGUCCAGCUGAUCAAGCCAGCCAUCUCCCCUCCCCAGAGGCCUGCCAAACCGAGUGAGAAGCCCCGACUGCGUCAGAUACCCUCAGCAGAGGACCUAGAGACAGACGGUGGGGGAGCGGGGCCUGUGGCGAACGAUGGCCUGGAACAUAGGGAGUCAGGCCACGGGCCUCCCACGGGCAGAUGCCCUGUUUCUCUGCAGCAGCACCAACAGGUGCCUCUCUGGGAGCAGCAGCAUCUCGCUGGGCGGCUCUCCCAGGGAAGCCCCGGGGACCCUGCGCUGCUACCUCUGGCCCAGGCAGGACACCGGCCCCUGUCCAGAACCCAGUCUUCCCCAGCGGCACCCAUCUCCCUGCUGAGCCCAGAGCCCACCUGUCAGACUAAAGUCCUCAACAGCUCAGAGACACCCGCCACAGGGCUGGUCUAUGAUUCAGUGAUGCUGAAACACCAAUGCUCCUGUGGAGAUAACAGCAAACACCCCGAGCAUGCAGGCCGCAUCCAGAGCAUCUGGUCCCGGCUGCAGGAGCGGGGUCUCCGCAGCCAGUGUGAGUGUCUCAGAGGCCGAAAGGCCUCCCUAGAGGAGCUGCAAUCGGUCCAUUCUGAAAGGCAUGUGCUCCUCUACGGCACCAACCCCCUCAGCCGCCUCAAACUGGAUAACGGGAAGCUGACAGGACUCCUGGCACAGCGGAUGUUUGUGAUGCUACCCUGUGGCGGGGUUGGGGUAGACACUGACACCAUCUGGAACGAGCUGCAUUCCUCCAAUGCAGCCCGCUGGGCCGCGGGCAGCGUCACUGACCUUGCCUUCAAAGUAGCCUCCCGAGAGCUAAAGAACGGUUUUGCUGUGGUGCGGCCCCCAGGACACCACGCAGAUCAUUCCACAGCCAUGGGCUUCUGCUUCUUCAACUCCGUGGCCAUCGCCUGCCGACAGCUACAAGAGCAAGGCAAGGCCAGCAAGAUCCUCAUUGUUGACUGGGAUGUUCACCAUGGCAACGGCACACAGCAAACUUUCUACCAGGAUCCCAGCGUGCUCUACAUUUCCCUGCAUCGCCAUGAUGAUGGCAACUUCUUCCCAGGCAGUGGGGCUGUGGAUGAGGUGGGGACUGGCAAUGGCGAAGGCUUCAAUGUCAAUGUGGCUUGGGCUGGGGGCUUGGAUCCACCCAUGGGGGAUCCUGAGUACCUGGCUGCCUUCAGGAUAGUGGUGAUGCCCAUUGCCCGAGAGUUCGCUCCGGACCUGGUCCUGGUGUCCGCCGGGUUUGAUGCUGCCGAGGGUCACCCAGCCCCGCUGGGUGGCUACCAUGUUUCUGCCAAAUGUUUUGGGUACAUGACACAGCAGCUAAUGACCUUGGCAGGAGGCGCGGUGGUGUUGGCCUUGGAGGGUGGUCAUGACCUCACAGCCAUCUGUGAUGCCUCUGAGGCCUGUGUGGCUGCUCUUCUGGGCAACAAGGUGGAUCCCCUUUCAGAAGAAGGCUGGAAACAGAAACCCAACCCCAAUGCCAUCCGCUCUCUGGAAGCUGUGAUCAGGGUGCACAGGAAAUACUGGGGCUGCAUGCAGCACUUGGCCUCCCGUCCAGAUUCUUGGCUGCCCAGAAUGCCAGGGGCUGAUGCAGAAGUGGAAGCCGUGACUGCACUGGCGUCCCUCUCCGUGGGCAUCCUGGCUGAAGACAGGCCCUCAGAGCAGCUGGUGGAAGAGGAAGAACCUAUGAAUCUCUAGGACGUCAGGACAGAUCACCUACCCUUCAGACGUGGCUUUCCUCACCUCUCUGUCAACCCUGUUCCUGGGUCUGCAGAGACCCUCUGGGCAGGUAGUCAGGUCCAGAGCACAACCUACCCUGACAGCUACCCCAGGGAACUUGAGAAGGCCACUGGGUCUGGGAUGGGGACCAGGAGGGAUCCUGGGAGGAGGCAGGCUGGGCACUAGGGCUCAGCUGGACUCUUCUAGAACAGAUCCAGCCCUCUGGUGUCCAGGCCCCUAGCUGUGGCCUCCAUCCCUCAGGACUGCACAGAGGAGGGCUGCUUCAGGUGGGCCCACCACUACCACUAUUCUUAACUUGGAAGACCCCAGGUUUUGCACACCGCCCCAGGCUCCAUACAGAAAUGUGAACUUGGCCUCAGCCAGGGCGGCCCUUCCCAGGUUCUGAAGGGCUAGGGGAGGAGGAGCCACGGGUCCCCUAUUCCCAAGUACAGGAGAGUUCCUCUCACCUCCUCCUCAGUUGUCCUCUGGUAGCACUUCUGGGCUCAGAGAGCCAAUCUGAGCUGCUCUCUCCCUGUGAGUAGUCAGUCACCAGCAAGCCUCCCAUCUGGUCACUGUUCUGCCAGAGGCCACCCUAUGUGGACCAUCUCAGUGCCCUGGUGCAGCAGACAGGUGCUCUCCGAGUCCUGUGCUUCCUGACCCAAUGGUGCCAAACUUUCAUCUCCCCUUAAAAGCACAACACAGUCCCAGGGAUGCCUGGCCAUUGCUUCCAGUGUGAGCCUGCCUUCUGUUUCUGGGGUUUCCCCCACCUCAGCUCUGACUGCUGCCCCACAUAGGACUAGCUUGGCGGAGGCGGGAUAAGGUAGGGGAGUAGAAAAACAUGGAGGCGGGGAGGCCACCCCAGAAGUCUUCAAGGCUUUUGCGGUCUAGGCCUGGGGCCAAGAAAGAGUAUUUGUGCGUAUGUGUGUGCGCGUGUGCGUGCAAGAGUGUGUGCGUGUAUGUCUUCCCAAGACCUGCCAUACCUUGUGUAUGUAUGCAUGUUUUUGUAAAAAAGGAAAAAAAAAAUGGAAAAAAAAAAC